GUGGAUGGAGAAUAACGCGUGGCUGGAGGAACAAUUGAAAAAUGGAAAAGAUAAUACAACAAAAGGAUGAUCAAAUUAUGGACCUGCAGGCUCAAUUAUUGCAACAGCACAAAAUAUUAGAUAACAGGAAAGCUAAGGAUGCUCAAAGUUUGAGUCUACAAGCUCAGCUAGGGGAAAAGAACAAAUUGGAACGGAACAGUUUCCAAACAGUGAAGGAGGUUUUUCAAAACUCUUCUCUAACUGAACAUGAGGAUGAAUUGGCAUUAGGCGAACACAGUCAGUUAUUCAGUCUACCACCUGACAGUGUGUUAAAUUUAAAUUCUGUUAGUGCUGCACAAAAAGAAUUGUUAGUAAUAAGCCCAUGCAGUGAAGGAAGUGAACAAAUUGUGGGACCGUAUUUGGGCCGAAAAUGGGUGUGGUACGGAAACCAAGAUAUGGCACAAGUUCAACAUGAAACAUGGAUUAGAAUUUAAUGGGGGAUCAAAUCAAGUCUGGAAGUGUUACAGGAUGGAAGAGUCAGCCUACAGAUGAAAAAACACUGAGAGUGCAUUACCAUUAAGGUAUGAGGUAAAGUAAUAGAGUAUGCACAUUGUCUAAUGAGAAGUACCAUCUUGUGUUAAUAAAUCCAGUACAACAGCAAUCCUUUAUAGUUCUGUCACAGCUAGAAACCUCAAAUAAUUCUGCUUCUCUGUCUAAAGAACAACUUGUCCUUUACGUUCAGAGUGUUGGGGAAACUGGGUACUUAAAUGGCCCUAAAGAUGUUUUAAUUUUGCUGCCAUUGCAGAGAUGAACAUCAUACAUGGACUC
Messenger RNA from Daphnia carinata, 807 nucleotides. RefSeq lists its product as uncharacterized. The transcript has 5 exons. The coding region runs from base 42 to 473 and encodes 143 amino acids. NCBI's taxonomy places the organism in Eukaryota, Metazoa, Arthropoda, Branchiopoda, Diplostraca, Daphniidae. The record is from RefSeq and is a predicted model, not a curated record.